Phialemonium atrogriseum is the source of this 5310-nucleotide messenger RNA. RefSeq lists its product as uncharacterized. Bases 224 to 5041 code for a protein of 1605 amino acids. The record is from RefSeq and is a predicted model, not a curated record. Gene Ontology annotation, molecular function: protein binding. Lineage: Eukaryota; Fungi; Ascomycota; Sordariomycetes; Cephalothecales; Cephalothecaceae. The transcript has 8 exons.
GACAGAUGUGGGCAGUCUCUAGGGUCUAUAGCACUUAGUGCGGAUAAACAAAUAGUAACUUGGGUAAUCCGUACACCGCGCGCCAGAAAACUCGCUUCUCCAGCACAACAAGCUGAUCUUGAAACGCCGUCGUGCUCCCUGGCUCCCUUCCCCUUUGACGCGGUCACGCGACACUGCAACCCCCCCGGCCGUGUCCAGAUCUUAUGACCUAACUAGGCCCAGAAUGGCACAGCAAUCAGAUGCUUGGCCAGAGGCUAAAUGGGUCGCUGAAGGCCGCUCGUCGACACUCCAAGUCCCAUCACUUCCCGAAUCAAGCCGUCGACGAUCUGCCCCCAGCCUGCUGAAAGGCACGUUACGACACUUGCGCCGAACGAGUUCUCCGGGGUCCGUGAAGCUCUUCGGCGGCCCUAGCGACACCGCAGACACGCUCGGCCUGUGUCUGCUCCAUGAGCCUUCCGAUCCUCUCAUCGACUUCAUAUUUGUGCAUGGGCUUGGUGGAGGCUCGAGAAAGUCAUGGAGUGCGUCGCAGGAUCCCAUGACCUUCUGGCCCAAGGAAUGGCUACCCUCGGAGAAAGCCUUCAGACACGUCCGGAUCCACAGCUAUGGCUACGACUCGGAUUGGAAGAAAUCGCAACAGAGUCCCCUGACAAUUCAUGAUUUCGGCCAGGCGAUGCUGGCUGACAUGUAUAACGCGCCGACCUUGAAAAAGAACGGAGAUUCCCCAAUAGUGCUGAUCUCAUACAGCAUGGGCGGGCUGGUCGUCAAGAAGGCAUACCUCCUCGCCACCAGAGACCCCACGUACAAGGACAUUGCCUCCCGAAUUCACAGUUUGUACUUCCUCGGCACCCCACACAGAGGUGCCGACUCUACCCAGUUUGUCACGGCCUAUUUGUCCAUGUUUAUUUCUACCGGUCCCAAGGCGUUUGUCAAGGAACUUCUUCCAGGCUCAGGAACAUUACAGGCUAUCAACGAUGAAUUCCGGCAUGUCUGCGGAAAUGUGCAAAUAUGGUCCUUCUUCGAAGGCGCACCGACAUCUACGGGGCCAACCUCGAUGAUGAUAGUCGAGAGAGAAUCGGCCGUUUUAGGUCUGCCAGGUGAACAUACCCAGUACUUGCAAGCCGACCAUCGCCAUAUUUGCAAAUUUGAGACGUUGGAUGAUCCGAAUUACAAGACUCUGCUGCAUUGUUUCGGUACUACAAUCCAACAAAUCCAGCAAGACUAUCCUGCACGCCGGCUCCAGGAUCACAAAUCCCAGAUGAAAUCUAUCUCUGAUGCCCUGGAAAUUGUCCACCAGCCCGAGGUGGACCUCAUCACGAUACUGGACAGGACGCAUAAAGGUUCGUGUGAGUGGCUCACCGAACACGGCGACUUCCAGAGGUGGUUAGACUGCGAUCAGGACGCUGUACAUACACUCGCUCCGGAAACCGAAUCCCCUUCGAUUCGAGGCCGUUCCCGCUUCCUCUGGCUCAGCGGACCUCCAGGGUCGGGCAAAUCCGUGGCUUCGGGAAAUGUCGUCCAGUAUCUCCAAGCUUCCAACCUCGACUGUGCUUACUUCUUCUGCAAGAGCUCCGCGAGGGUCAGCGUUGCUCAGAUGCUCUCGUGCUUGGUUUUCCAGAUGGCCGAAUUGAACUUCGAGGUAAGGCGGACCAUCCUUCAGAUGAUACAGGAUGGCGAGUGGAUAAACAAUUUGGAUCACACUGUGAUAUGGAACAGCAUCUUUCUGGGUCGACUGUUCAAGAUCAGGUUCUCACAGCCCCAGUUUUGGGUCAUCGACGCCCUCGAUGAAUGUCCCAGCAGAGCCCUGUCGUCGCUCCUCCAGAUGUUUGCAAAGAUUGAACCAACUAUUCCUCUCAGGGUUUUUGUCACGAGCCGGCUGAAUCAGCAAAUAGAGCGAUCCUUCAGCCAGGGCGAGAUCCGAGGUUUCGAGUUGCGCACAGGAGAGGGAGGCUCAAAGCGAGACAUUGCUGCAUUUGUCAGAGCAAGAUUGGGGCAUCGGCCGAUGGACAACGACGGUGGUGAGGACGAUAUUGUUUCCGAAGUCUUGGAAAAGUCCAGUGGAAUAUUUCUCUGGGCAUCCCUCAUAAUCUCUCGCCUGGAGCAUGCUUACAGCGUGGAGGCUAUGCGGGAUGCCCUCCGCCAAGUCCCCUCCGAGAUGUCUGGCUUGUACACGGGAAUCCUGGAGGGCAUCAAGGAAUCCCCGAGUGCUGCUCUUGCACAUUGCAUUCUCAGAUGGGUCGUCAGCGCACCGCGGCCACUUUCGACCGACGAGCUGAAGGAGGCUGUCCGCGUCGACAUCGGCCAGAACCUUCGGGCUUCUGCAGAGUUCGCACACAUUUGUGGGAAUCUCGUCACUGUCGACAACAAGUCGUGUGUGCAGGUCAUGCACCACACCGUGAAGGAGUUUCUCACCUCGGCCCAGUCUGACCUAUACAUCGAGCGUUACAAGGGGCACGCACGCCUUGCGGAGAUCUGCCUACAGCAGCUCAACGGACGAACAUUCAGCCCGCCUCGAUCACGCCAUGCUCUUAUACCGGCCUCUAAUAGGGGUAAUGGCUCGGAUCUUGACGAGUACGCCUGCGCCAACUUCUCAUACCACCUCAGUCGCAGCUACCCCUCGGCUUCGGAGGUCGAUCUACUUGCCAUGGUUGCCACAUUUGUCACUUCCAACCUUCUGACGUGGAUCGAAAGGACGGCGGCAAAUGGAAAACUCGGGCAUUUUACCACUGUCAUCCAGAACCUCAAGGUCUUUGUCUCCCGUUACGUCAAGUCCACCUCGCCGCUGGAUCCUGACUAUCAGUUGGUUGAUGCCAUGAUCAACGACCUCGCGAGGCUUCUCGCUCUUUUCGGGCCCAAUCUUCUCGAGACGCCAUCGUCCAUUUACUCGGUGAUCCCCCCGCUCUGUCCCACCUCGUCCGUUUUCUACGAGAAAUUUGGGAAGCACUCUCGCCAAAAGCUCAUUUGCUCUUCCAAUAAGGAUUGGGAUGAGCGGUUGUCUUGUUUUCAGUACACGGCCUUCGCUACAGCGAUAGCAUGCAGCAAUCGCUAUCUAGCCGUCGGCUUUACAAACGGGACCAUCAAAGUCUACAGUUGCUCUACCCUCGACCUUCUUUCUGAGAUCAGUCAAGGCCAUGGCCACCCAGUCCGCCGAUUAGUGUUUGGAACGCUUUCACAAAUCCUGGUCUCCUGUAGCCCGAAGAAGAUAGUGUUAUGGGGGACAAGCCACACUGAGCGUUGGACUGCCUCGAUCGCGACGCAACCAUUGUCCAUCGGCAUGAACUCGGACGACUCCAAACUCUUCGUUCCCACCAAAGACGGUGUGGUUCGCGUUUUCCACGUCGAGGACGGCGCUGAACUGGAACCGAUUCCACUCGGCGGUGAUAGCUCCGACUCGGAUUCUGAUCGAGACGAUCAACUGCACCGAAACAUCACCCCACUCCUUGUUCGAACAAGUCCGACGCUGGACCUUACGGCCAUCACCUAUCGCAGAUCUCAUCUUACCUUGACUAAUUUCGAAGGCGACGAGAAGAUUGGGGUGUUUGAGAAGGAUGGUUGGCAGGGCAUGCAGAAGGCGCCUCAGAUUCUGGACAUGACUUUCAACCCAGUCCUGGAAUUGAAUCUCAUGGCUGUCUCAUACCAGGACGGAGAGAUAGUCACACUCGACCUAUCCACCCUAGAGCAGAAACACGUCGCUAACCUUCAUACCUCGGUGCUUGCCAGCUCACCAGACGGCAGAACGCUUGCUGCCGGCGACAAUGACGGGGUCAUUUUUCUCUUCGCGUUUGAGACGCUCCGGCUGAUGUACCGGAUCGCAUCAUUGGAAGAACGAAUACUAGGAAUCGUCUUCACCUCGAACAGUCUUCGAUUCUUCGAUAUCCGCAGAAGCGCGUGCAAUGUGUGGGAACCGUCGGUCCUGAUCCGAAAGAAUAUGGCAGACGACAGCUCCAGCGAUGCGGAGGAGCCCAACCUACCAGCCCCGGGUGUGGUGUUCACAAGAUCGUUUGAAGGCGACAGGGCUAUCACGGUCAUCACACAGGCUGGCGAUUCCAAUUUCGUCUUCUGUGGUCGUGAGGACGGGUCCAUUACAGUACACGACUGGAGUGCUGGGAAGGAAUGCCUCGAGCUGAGGCUCCACGCUCGCAUGGUAGACGUCAGCCACUUGGACUGGAACCCGCAAGCGAAUAUUCUCCUCAGCGUCGACGUGUCGGGCCGAUGCAUUGCCACUCGCUUCCGUUCGCCGCCUGCAGCACCGUGGCAGCAGCUCGAGCGCGUGGUUGACCACCGAGCCAGCAGCGCUGUAUCUCAAGCACUGAUAAGCCCAGACGGGUCCAGUUUCCUGAUCUCCUCCAAAGACGGCGAGGCUUUAUGCCAUGCCAGCGGCGCCACUACGGCCAGCCGGCACGCUUCCAGCGAUUCGCGGUGGCUUCGUCACCCCACCGACGCGUCCCGGCUACUACUCAUAGACGGAGACACGAUCCACCUCUUCCGUUGGGAAGGUCUCAAACGCGAGACUAGAGACUCGGGUGUUAAGAUAUCCCUCCCCGACGACCUAGCUGGCGCCAGUACCGCCGGCACAGCAGCAGCACCACCAAUACCUACCCUCCCAAACAAUUGGUCUUCCCGCCCAGGCUCCGACCUCCUCGCCCAAGUAGUCCGCCUCCCGAAUUCCCCCUCGCCCACCUCCGUGCUCCUGACCCUUCGUCCCUCGCACAUCGUCCCCGCAACUUCAACCACUAUCCCCACCGCGAUCCUCACCGGGCCUCUGCCCGCUUCGGACCUCCGCACCGUGGUCGGCCUCCACCGGUCCAGCCUCUUCUUCCUGGGCCGCAACGGCUGGGUGUGCUCUACAAGCACCAAAGAUGGCGCCAAGCACAACGAGGGUAGCUACACGCGGCAUUUUUUCAUCCCGCCGCUGUGGCAGACCGCCGGUGGCGGGCCGAUCGUGCGCGUCGUUUCCAAGAGCAGCGUCGUCUUUGCGUAUCGAGAUGACUUGAUCGUGUUUGAUGGGUUUUUGGGGUUUCAGCACAAGGUGUUGCUUCCUUGAUGGUGCGUCGGGCUUGGCGAGGACAGGGCUGGUUUUAGGUAUUUAGCUAGAGGUUAGAUCAAGCCAUAGAGGCUUUGCACAGAUUAUGCUGUAUGGUCUUAAACCUCAUCUACUUCUAGCCCCGUGUAGUGGAAUUAUCAUUGCUAUGGACUGUUAUAUUAUCGAUGCGUCAUUCUCUCCUGUAUGACAGAAGAGAGUAAAACGAAGGAUCAAAUUUCAUCACAACAAGAACAUUAUUGAGAACCACGACACGACAUUGUUCAAUUCGC